Zerene cesonia (dogface butterfly) is the source of this 1172-nucleotide messenger RNA. Its product is annotated as probable histone-lysine N-methyltransferase set-23. The record is from RefSeq and is a predicted model, not a curated record. Lineage: Eukaryota; Metazoa; Arthropoda; Insecta; Lepidoptera; Pieridae. Gene Ontology annotation, molecular function: protein binding; histone H3K9 methyltransferase activity; zinc ion binding. Bases 100 to 921 code for a protein of 273 amino acids. Gene Ontology annotation, cellular component: nucleus. The transcript has a single exon.
CAAGGUGGCAACACUGCGACCAUCGGUCAUCUUUAAUUUUACCUUCAAAUCCUUGUGAAAAAAGAUGUCAGGAAGAAAAAUUGAAGCAGAAGUUGAAACAUGAUUGAUAAUUACAGUCAUAUUGACCCUACCAUAUUUUAUAUUUCUGAAAGCAUACCGGGACCACGAGAAAAUAGUAGUGAAUAUUUAAAUUUAAUAAAUAAUUAUAAUUCUCAAAUCACACAAAGUUGUGACUGUGUUGAAAUAUGUCCCGAAAAAUGUGAUUGUAUUUUACUAAAUGCUGUAAAUAACCGAACCAUUCAAACAUCUACAAAUAGUAAAAUUGAUGGGAACAACGAAAUUGAGAACCUGGGAAAAAUUCGCAUAUUAGAAUGCAAUGAUGUCUGCACUUGCAGUGAAAAUUGUCCUAAUCGUGUGGUCCAAAAAGGUCCAAUCAAAAAUCUUUCUGUAAAACUUUGUAGCAAUGAAGCCAAAGGAUAUGGUCUUUUCACAAUAACAUGCAUUCCAAAAGGAACUUUUAUUUGUGAAUAUGCUGGUGAAAUAAUUACUAAAAGUGAAGCUGAAAGAAGACAAUCCACCAAUUUGUCAAGGCAGAAUAUGAAUUACAUAUUUUGUUUGAAUGAAGUUGUAGGAAACAAAAGUAUGCAAACAUAUAUUGAUCCUAGUGUAUUUGGUAAUAUAGGGCGCUAUAUAAAUCAUAGUUGUUCACCAAAUUCUAUAGUGUUGCCUGUGCGCAUUAACUGUCCUAUCCCAAAAUUGGCAAUUUUUAGUUGUCGAGAUAUAUUUCCUGAAGAAGAAAUCACUUUUCAUUACGGUAUUGACAGUUUCAUUUGUUCCACACAAAACAUAUUGAAUGAAAGAAAAUUGUGUUUAUGCUUGAGUCCCAAAUGCAGCGGUUCUAUUCCUUUCAAUCCAUUUUGAUUUAAAUUAUGUAAUUUGAAAUGUGGUUAAAGCUGUACCCUCUAACCAAAGGUCAGGGGGAAUGUUGGACCCAGACUUGACCAUUUUUUUCAUGCAUACAGAAACCAAAGUGUUCUUAUUUAUGUGAGUAUUUCUUUUCUGGGAAAUUAAUUAAGUUAUGGGAGAAAAUGUCUUUAACAUUAAUUUAUGAUUCACUAGCUACACCCUGCGGUUUCACCCGUGUAAGUCUGUAUCCUGUAGGAAUAUCAGGA